Myxocyprinus asiaticus (Chinese sucker) is the source of this 2972-nucleotide messenger RNA. RefSeq names its product F-box only protein 4-like. The record is from RefSeq and is a predicted model, not a curated record. Gene Ontology annotation, biological process: SCF-dependent proteasomal ubiquitin-dependent protein catabolic process; protein polyubiquitination. Gene Ontology annotation, cellular component: SCF ubiquitin ligase complex. Gene Ontology annotation, molecular function: protein binding. Lineage: Eukaryota; Metazoa; Chordata; Actinopteri; Cypriniformes; Catostomidae. The transcript is spliced from 7 exons. Bases 567 to 1688 code for a protein of 373 amino acids.
CGAAGCAUCAAGGAGUAGUAAUGCAACAUAAUUUAAAGUGAUAAUUCUAUACUGAUUGUGGAACUUUGUUACCCUACAUUAAUAAGGAAAUGCUUAUGAAUAUUACACCAACACAUUUAUGGUGCUGGCAUAAUAUUCAUAAGGCAAGAUCUUUUUCACAUGUCUAACAAUAUACUUAUACAAUACUAUUGGUUUGGUAAUAAUAUGGCCAAAUUGUAGGUGCUUGUAAUAAAUGGUAGUUUGUUUGUUUUUUUCCACUUAAAAACAUAAGCUCAUACUCGGUCUGAAAGGGCGCUGGGCGUUUAAAAAAAAAAAAAAAAAAUACUACAAUACCCACAAUGCAAUACUGUAAAUGACGUUGCACACGCUCGUUUUGAAAAGACGAGAGACGUGUAAUUUUGACAGUUCCGGGAAAAGCCAUAGGGAUGUCUGAGAUUGCUCAAACUGAAAUCGUGUCUUGUAGGAAAAGCAAGCAACUUUUUACGUUUUUGUUAUAAUAACAAGCUUGUACGCGUAUAAAACUUGACGAAAUAGAUUUUUUUUUUUAACUCUUUCAAAACACCGUAAUGCUGAGUCGAUCUAUAGUCGUGCAAAGUCUCAGGACUAUUAGAGAAAGAUUUUUUGACAGAAGACAGAGAAAUUAUGACCAACGUGAUGCUCAGGAUGAGCCAAAUCAUGACGUCACCGGCCCCUCUCUGGACAAUCUGUCGGUGGACAUGCAGUUUCUCAUUAUGAGCUUUCUCUCUCCGCAAGACCUCUGCAGACUGGGAGGCACGAGUACAUACUGGCGAUCAAUGGUUCGAGACCCUGUCCUGUGGAAGUACUUCCUUUUGCGUGACAUGCCGCUCUGGCAGUCAGUUGAUCAUUUAUCAAUGCCUCAGGUCAAGCUCACUGACACAUCUGUGCUGACUCACUCUGAGAUGCAGCAGAUUGAUUAUAUGGCAGAGUAUCUACGGGUCUGCCCAGCAUGUCGAAACCAAUGGCGACGUCAACCCAGUUCAGCAUUUGAGUCUGUGACUUCCUUCUUCCAGUCCCUUGUACCAGUUGCAGAGCCACAGUUUGCCAUGUUCGGCCCUGGGCUUGAGCAGUUAGAGGUUUCCCUAAUGACUAAGAUCAUGCAUUCUCCUGAUGUACUGCCUAUUGCAGGAAUACCUCAACGUCAGAUCGAUGGCAUUGGAUCUGGAAUCAGUUUUAAGUACAAAGAUCAGCACAGAUUCAAUAUUAUAACUUUGUAUUCGACCAACAGGACAGAGAGAGAGAGGGCUCGCCUGGAGCAGCUCAGUCUGCGCAGUAAGCUCUUUGUCUAUCAGGAGGGUAGUGAGUGCAAUACGCCCUUAAGUCUCAACCCUAUGUUUAAUCAAGUUUGUGAAGUUGUUAAUGGAUUCAUCUUUGUGGCAAAUGCUGAGACUGAAAGAGGAUCUGACAAAGAAUGGGAGGAGGAAAUUGCUCAGAUCAGGGUCAUGUUAGACCCUGUGGUAGGUGCUGUUCCCCGGCCUCUCCUGGUGCUCGCCUGCGUGUCUAGAGAGACAGUAGACAGCCGCAGGAUACCAUGUGUGACUGUGGCCCAUCAGCUUCAGCUCUGCUCACUGCCCAACUCUUGGAUGGUACAAGACACUGCUGCAGAAACACUAACAGGACUGCUGGAUGGUAUUGAUUGGCUAUUGAGACACUCUGGAGUUAAGAUAUGACCACCAAGACUGUUAUGAAUCUGCAGGAUGUAACUACCAUAUAAUAGAGGUCUUUCAAACAUCUUAUUAUCAGUAACGUAAGAUUGCACUAUAUAAGAUGGUUCUAACUUGGAGUUUAUUUUUCAUGUACAAUACCGUGGACCAAUUUAAACUUUUUGUAAUAUAUUCCAUGCACUUUUAUAGUGAAUUUCAGUCAACACUUUCCUGUUAUACAGCCCUUUUUACUACUUGCUAAUUAUGUUUGCUUUAAGGUGUAUUCUAAUCAUUUAGAUUAAUUUUUUGCAGUAUAAAAUACAUUUUUAAAUUCUUGUUAUUGUUUGUAUUGUUUUGUUGUUAUUAUUUAUUUGUUUAGCUCCGUAAAACUGAAUAUGGUUUCAUAAAUAUAAUAUGGAGCUAUCUUUGGUACUUAUGUAAUGAAAGUUUUAAGUUUGUAAUAAAGAUAGAAUGAUAGUUCAAUUCUCAGUUGUUCAAUUCACUGUGUAUUAGAUCAUUUUUGUCUUGAGCAUUUCAACUAUGAAAGGUAUGUCCCCUCUUUUGUCCACAAAGAGGCAGUAGCGUCAGCUUUAUAAGAGGUUUGUUGGCAACAAUAAGAACAUUGACCUAGCAUAACCUCAUCAUCCUGCUGGCCAGUUUUAGUCAGGGUGGAGGUCAUCCAUUGGCCAGUGUUCCAGAGAUAUUUAGCUAUUGCUUUGUCUCUGUCUUUUCUUUGUUGCCGACUCCCUGUUUUCUUCUCGGUUUAAUUAAAAUGAAAGCCAGCUUAUGCUUUAGGCAUUUUGCAAAGGCAAUAUGCUAAACUACAUAAUUAAGCUUAUCCCAAAGUUCAGACUUACUAAAGGCCACACUGUCAUUCUGAGGCUCUUGAAUUAGUAAGACAGGGCAAAAUAGGAAGACAAAGGUUGCUUUUGCCACUCACGGUCUCUGCCAGUUUCAUAAGAUAUGUCUUUGUUUUUUUUUCCCUCUCUCCAAAACAUUGAUAAAAGGUUGAGCGUUUUAAUGGUUUGACAGGUACUUCUCUGGAGUUUUAUUUUCAAGCACUAAGCACAUGUCCUGAUUUUAUUUGUCAAAACCCAUUCCGAAAUAAGUUUAUUUUAAUAUAUAUUAAAUUAUAUUUAGUCCUUUUGUAUUUCCCAGGAGGAAAAAAACAGUUUCUCUGGCAAUCUCUUAUUCUUCACCCAAAAUGACUAUGUACAGCAACAAUCAUUGGCUCGGAAAAAGGCUGUUUUAUAAUGAAAUUGUAAUUGCUUCAGUUUGGAUGCAUUAAAUCUAACCUGAAUGGAAGAAAUG